CUUGGAAAUACGUAUCUAUUGGGGGAGAUAUUCUCACCAGUGACAUGUCAUAGUUCUCAGAAUAUUAUUAAGUCACUGAAAAUGUCAAGGGAAACAGAAUGUUUGUAUCUCAGAGAACCACAGUGCCUGGUUCACUGAUUCCCUCUCUGUCUUCUUUUCAGUAUAAUCUUCCAUUUUCCCCAUGCCCUUUCCUCCCCUCUCUGUUUCCCUUUCCUUCUCCCUCCUCCCUUUCCUUUUGCUCUACACAGUGUGUCAAUCUUGCCUCCAGAGGAUCAAUUCUGCACAGUAGAGCACCGCAAUGAGAGGGCAACAACAGCUGCAGUGAUCUUGAAUUAUUAUCAUGUAUGAAGCAAAAGAAAGACAGAAGUUUAUCAGUGAUGCUCAGUACCUGAGAGAGAUGCAGCAUAAGAUGGAUUCAGAGUAUCAGGCUUGCCUGAGAAAACAAGAGCUGGCCAAAGAGCAGCCUGAAAAGAAGCGAGACCAGCACCACAGACAAGAAAUGAGGCAGACAACUAUAUCUUCCAUCUCUGCUGUGCGUAGUUAUGAAAGGCCAUGGGUUUCGAGACUUCCUGCUAAUAGACAGAUUUCUUCUGAUGAAGCUUCUGGGCGUGAAUCAAAAUCCUCUAUGGCUAUGAAGUCUCUUGGUAACAAAUCAGAAGCUAAAUUUCCUGCCAUUGACAAAACAUCUGUUAAGCAGAAGCAAAAAGCAAGCACAGGUUCCAGAAAACCAGACAAAAAUGGAUCUUGCCCCAAAAAAGAUAUUCUGGCUUUUCAGAAGCCAAUUUUAUCAAGAAGACGAAUGAAUCAGAGAAGUUUGAUAGAUAACUACGACUCUGAAAAUAUGAAAAAGCUGGAAGGAAGAGGGAGGAAGACACCAGUUUUGCAGGGAAUAACAAAAAAUGCCCGAGGGUCUGAUCCACAAGAUGGCACAGGACAAAAAACUGGUCAUACUCUCAAGUCUAAGAAGAAAUCUCAAGAAAAAAGGAGCUUAAUCCAGUCAUCUAAACUAAGCAUUGACAGCAAAAGCCUAGAGAGAGAUCUCAAAAAGGGAAAUGUUCUGACAGCAAUUCAGCAGCCUGCAACUAAUCCAGUGGAUUCAACUGUUCAGGUUACUAAUGGCCCUUCUGUAUCAAGUGAGUCAAGCAACACAAACCUUCCACCCAUUAAAAAUACCCCUACAAGGCCCAAAGAAGAUGAUUUUUAUACAAUGUUGUGCUCAAAUGUGGAAAAUUCCACUGGAGAGAAUGAUGAGCUCGAAGAUGUUAUCCCCUUAGAAGAAGAGCUUCUUUCUUCUGAUUUCGGUAAACGUCCUCUUCAUCGAAGUAACAGGAUUGUUGGGAUGUCUCUGACACAGACAGAACAACGCAGCAGUGAAAUGGGAGUUGGUAGUGAUGGGAGACUGUCUGAAUUUUCCCACAGAUUGCUGUGGCAGCAUAAUGUAAUGGAAGAGCCAGCUGCUGAGCAGUCUGCUCCAGGGCAAAGGAAAAUAAGGGACCAAACAAAGUCUCAUACACUUGAAGAAAAAAAUUUGGAAGACGCUCAUAAAAAUGAAGGUGAAACUUUGGCACACAGACCACAUGCUGAAAGCAGGCCAGGAAAUGCAACUACAGAUGAGAGUGUUGCUAAUUCAAAUUCUGGUGAAGACUGGGCAGGGAAUAAUGUCUAUGUUAGGGAAAGACAGAAUUUUGAGAGCAAUCAGAGAUGCUAUGCUGGAUUUGUUAGUGCAGCUAGACCAACAGUUCAGAGGGCUUGUGUGCGUUCGACAUUUAAUAUCCCAGGAUCUUUAGUGCAGCCUGCUGCUUUAAACAGAACUGAGGCUACGGGUGGUGUGGAUGUUGCUACAGCUUCUGUGCAAGUCACAGAACUGAGUGGAAGCCCAAGGUUUACUGUGCGCAGACAGCUAUCUCCUAUAAGAUUUAGGGAUUCCUUUUCAGCCAGUGAAAGCUGUCAGUCCUCAUCACCCGCUGUCAGCACCUUAGAAGAGAGUAGCCUGCUUGAGGAUAGUACAAGCAGUGUAUCUCCAAGCACCACUUCUCAUGAUGAAGAUAGCUUUCUGAACUCCCACAGUUCCUCAUCAUCCACGGAUUCUCCCCACCCACCUCUUUUCCGGGCAAACUUCACAGCACAUCUUCACAUGUCUGGUUCUUUGUCUGAUCAAGUACCAAUUUUCCUGACAGUAUCUGAUUUGCGAAAUCAGAGCAGCUUUGUGAGCAGUACAAGUACCUGCAGUUCGCCAGAAGCGAAGGAGAUUAAUAAACCUGAGAUAGAUCCUGAGAAGAUAAAAAAGUUGCAAGAAAGUCUGCUGGCUGAAGACUCUGAAGAAGAAGGAGAUCAGUGUCGGAUAUGUCAGAUUGCUGAAGGGUCCAUAACCAAUCCCCUGCUAGAACCAUGUGGAUGUGGAGGAUCUCUUCGGUUUGUCCAUCAAGAAUGUCUAAAAACCUGGUUAAAGGCUAAGAUAAAAUCUGGUGCUGAGCUUGGUGCUGUGAAAACAUGUGAACUCUGUAAACAGAGCCUUACUGUAGAUCUGGAUGAUUUUAAUGUGAAUGACUAUUAUAGAAAUCAUCAACAGUCUCGGGCCCAGGAUGAGCUGAUGAAUUCAGGUCUUUACCUUGUGUUGCUGCUUCACUUGUAUGAGCAAAGGUUUGCAGAACUCAUGAGGUUAAACUACAACCAGGCCUCCAGAGACAGGAUUCGGCCAACUCUAGCAGCAGUGGCUAAGAACCGGCAUGGUGACUCUACAGAAGCAAACUCUUUCUCAGAAUCUAAAAGGGAACCCUUCUCCACAUCUUUUCAUUUUCACCCUCUUUCUUAUCACCAGGCCACAAUGAAUAUGUACACCAUUCGUAUUCAGUGUCACCAUUUAAAUCUAAAGUCUUCUAAGGGUCUGGGGCUGUUGUGGCUGUUUGUGUAGUUUGAUUCUUGUGUUGUUGCUUUUAAAUUAUUAACAAACGUUUUGAAACAACGCGGGUUAUAACAGCAACUGGCAGAGUGAAAAUGUUUUAAUCUCUCUCAAACUGGCCACCAGCCAUUAAGCAAUAGCUGUUCUUUUGGCAGCUAUUUGGAAUGGUGAAUUAGGUAUCUACUUUUGCUACACCUGCUAUAAAAUCCAGUCUGUAUCAUUUUACAUAUUUGCACUUCUGUGGGUCAGAGGUUCCUUGGACUGCAAGAAUCUUUUUGUACAUUAAAAAUGAGUUGUAUGCCCAGCCUUGACAACGGACAUUCCAUAGCACACAAAUGUAAAUAUGCUGGUAUGUUAUAUGAUCAACUUGAUAAUAUUACAGUAUUACUUUCUCUUAAAUGGCUCAAGAUACUAAUAAAAAUUGUUAAUUUUUCAGAACCCCCAUCCCCCUUUAAGAGAAUAAAUAUACUAUAGGUGAGCAGGGUUAUUACUAUUGGGGUGCAUUACAAGGGUGAAUAUCAGAGAAGGCACUCUUCUCUAUCAGAUGUUUUGGUAUAAAUCAUCUGGUAUGAAGAAGAGUUUAAGCAAAGUUACUGCCCUCCGGUACAUCUUUAUUAUGCAACCACUGUAGACUACUAGGAACCAUUUCAUGUUUGCAUUCUGUGCAUCACAUACUACACUGCUCAUUUCAGAUUAAUAUUAACAAUAAUAAUAGUCCUUAAAAGUAGCAAUGCAUGGGAGGGCUGCAGUUUCCAAGUUGUUUUUAUUACUGAGGCAGGGAUACAUUUGAAAUAUGUUGUGUGGUAACGGCUGUCCAAAAGUGUGAAAAUCUAGAGGCAGCCUUUGAAAAUGUGUAUAACACAUACAACAUCGUGGUAUAGUUGAUCUGUACAUGGGCUGAGGUACUUCUGACACUGGCCAUCUGCCAAACAGGUGUUCUUGUACCAAGCCAGCCUCUCAUCAGAAGGGAAUGACACAUCUAACAUGCUUGUUGCCGAUGUGUAUGUGCUUUUUCAUAAGACAUUGCCUUGGUGGAUUAAAUUUAAACAGUGAAAGUCUUUACUGAGCGAAAGGAGUAUCUUGAUUUGUAGCCCAGACAACAGCCUGUCUUAGCAGAUACAGAGUCAUAAUAUGUUCAUGAUGACAAGAGCACUGAAUUUUAACUUUUAUUUCAUGGUGAUGAGAUCUGUCUCCCGUGUUUUGUCCAAAACUGCUAUUGAGAGUUAAGGUUUUUUAAAGAAUUCUCAUCAUGGUAAUACAUAGAGUUCAAUAGUGGACACUAGCAUGCGUAUUCCUAUCUUGCUCUAAAGCUGGAAGUUCCAUGAUCAGAUGAGCAGGUUACACAGCCACCAAGUUAAUAAUGUUCUGUGUAAAAUCCAGUACCGCGGAAAUGAUUUCAGUCUAUAUACCCAUUUAUAUUUGUAAUUUAGCAUGACUUGAGUGGUGGGUCCAGCUAACUACAUAGCUCAAAGGAGACUUUGUUCCUCACUUCAAUCAAAUGGGUUAGUGGCAAGCUACAAGGCUGCUAAAAUCAGUUUGGCUAAAUCAAGAAACAUUAAUUGCAUUUUCAAGCUGCUGCUCUUUUGCAUGUAGUCUUACUCAAAGGACUACAAGAUCGAUUGCUUUGAAAUCCAUUAGUCCAGUCACAGCCAUUGUCAAUACACAGUGUUUCUAUUAUCCAAACCAAAAUCUUGCCAGCAUCUUUUACAGCAAAGAAAGCAAAACAAAACCAAAAAAAUAGACACCAUCAGACAUUGCUUUGCCUCCCUAUUGCCACUGAAAACAGUGGAAGAAUCUGGUUUUGCUAAAACUGAUGGGAAAUGAAGCUUUAUUUGAAGAUUCUAGAAGACUUAUUUUAUAAAAAAGCAAAAGUACACUAUUUUAAAAGUUGCCAGGUUUUUUCAGUACCUUUUCACAUUAUUCAAAAGGGUGAUAGAAUAUUUAAGCUAAAGCAUUUUUCAGUAAUUCCAAACAAAUAUUUUCAAAAUUUGGGGUGCGCAAUGCUACUCCUUCCCACUUCCAUGUAUGAAAUUCAUUGUGAAUUGUCUUAAUUCUGUGUCAGUUCACCUUGAAACCAAAAGAUAAGCUGAAAAAGUAAAUAAAAUUAUUAA
This is a messenger RNA of Sceloporus undulatus (fence lizard), 5010 nucleotides long. RefSeq names its product membrane associated ring-CH-type finger 10 (gene MARCHF10). Bases 341 to 2911 code for a protein of 856 amino acids. Gene Ontology annotation, molecular function: zinc ion binding. The transcript has 10 exons. Lineage: Eukaryota; Metazoa; Chordata; Lepidosauria; Squamata; Phrynosomatidae. The record is from RefSeq and is a predicted model, not a curated record.